CGUAACAAACGGAUCACGGCUUCUCUCAAAUAUAGGUGCACAAGCACAUGCGUGCAACAAGGUUACCAUCCCAUCAUGGUACCCAUUCCUUAUGUGUAUAGGUACACACAUUCUCACAUUUUUUUUUGUUGCAAAUUUGAAUGCACGUCUAAUAUCAGCAUCACCAUUCAAACUCAUUUAUUCUGCAUCUUUCUCCCCUCUUCCAACAACAUUGAGAUUACAUCAGUAGAUUAUCUGGACAUACAAACCGAACACACACACACACACACACACACACACACACACAAACACUAUCAUCAACUAAACUAGCAUGCCCCACAAACAGUUUCUAAUCAACACCUGUAAACCCACAACCAUCAACGUUUUCCCGAACAAACGCAAAAUCGGAGGAAAAAACUCAUCCCACAGAACUAAAAUAAAAUAAAAUAAAAUAAGAAAACUUAAUAUACACACACACACACACACAGCAAGCAAAACUAAGAAAAGAAAAAAAAAAAAAGAGCGCCAAGAUACAAGCUUACAAAAAUCCCAACAACGAACCAAGAAAGAGAGAAAAAAAACCGCCCUAUUAUCAGAUCAAAAGAUCAACAUGUCAAUCCUUACCCCCAAAUCAACCAAAGAUCGGCCAUGUUUGAUCAUCCAUCCAAACUUCCUCAAAAAACCCCUUUUCUCUUGUGUUGAUCGUUUCUUAGUAAACCUUUUCUUCAUUUCUUUCUUUCGCCACAGAUAAUGAUUUAUCUCCGUUCUUUUUGAUUACCACCCAUUUUUUCUUCUCUCGGAAGCCAUCUUUAUUCCCGGUGAGUCGUACUAGGGGAGAUAGGUAGAUUGGUGUGUUACAUGUUUCAAUACUGUAAACUUGGUGCGUUGUCAUUGCUGCUGCUGCUGCUGCUGCUGCUUGCUGUUGUGUAAGGUAGGUGGGUGGCGCGAGGUUACACAAGGGCCCAACGGCAC
Periconia digitata is the source of this 951-nucleotide messenger RNA. The record is from the annotation of a GenBank genome assembly. NCBI's taxonomy places the organism in Eukaryota, Fungi, Ascomycota, Dothideomycetes, Pleosporales, Periconiaceae.